Molecule: messenger RNA, 621 nt
Organism: Bacidia gigantensis
Lineage: Eukaryota; Fungi; Ascomycota; Lecanoromycetes; Lecanorales; Ramalinaceae
Exons: 2
Coding region: 1-621 (206 amino acids)
Source: RefSeq, a predicted model, not a curated record
AUGACUGCCCCACUCCAACCCUUCAACCCGCCCGUGGGGAUCCUCUCGAACUUCUGCCAACCACAUCCUGUCACCCUCAAGAUGAAAGAAAAGGGCAUGUUCAGCGGUAGCAUCACAGGCGACGACUUCAGCAUUACGGACGUGAAUGGACGAGAAGUCUGCAAAUGCAAGGGCAAAGUCAUGAGCAUCUCCGCUCGCAAGAUCUUCACCGACCCUUCGGGCCGCGAACUCUUUCAUCUGAAGAACAAAUUGCUUGCACUGGCAAAGUCUUUCAUUGGAGAAAGCCCGGAUGGGAAGCAGCUUUUCGAGGUAAAAGGGAAAUUCUCACGACUCGCAAUUGACAAGCUUCUCGCAGUGCUUUCUUCCAAGUCAACAAUCUCAUUCAUCAAUGCUUCGACCAACCAGAGCAUGACCCUCGACCUCAAAGGGGACUGGCUUGAUCGGUCUGCGGAGGUGACCCUACAAGGUCGUCCUGUUGCCACCAUAUCCCGCAGCUUCUUGAAUUUCGGACAGCUCGUUAGCGACAAGCAGACGUAUUAUGUCAACUGCGCCCCAGGAGUGGACUUAGUCCUCAUGGCCGCAAUCUGCGUCUGUUUGGACGAGAGGGAGAAUGACAAGUGA